UAUCUUCCAGUCUUUCAUACACUACCAGUGUCAAGAUGUCUGACAACCAGAAAAAUCAAUCAGUUGCGGCAAGCACUAUUCGCCCAACCCCCAGGCAUUGUCCGAAAACAAUCCAACUAUACCUGACCUAUCCGGGCAAACCUCUCCAAAACUACGACCAAGCCGAAAAAUGUGUCAAAGUCUUGCACGCACUCUUCAGUGACGAACAUUGGAGCGCUCUCACAGGCAACCCGCGCCCUCGCUUUCCUACCCCUUUCGCCCCACUAGAGAGACACUCUAUCGACGUACUGCUGGAGCCAGUCCCCGACCUCGAACUGAGACCCACCACUAAUCAACUAUGCGACACCUGCCGGGCAGAAGCAGGAGAGAAGACCGAGUUAGCUCGAAAGAUACUCCUAGCAUUGGGGUUCGAAGACAAAAGUGGAGUCUGGAACCCCAAGAUUCGAAUGCAAUGGGGCUACCCGGACCGCAAGUGGGUGAAGGAAAACAUGCCGCAGUUCUUGGAGAGUUUUGAAGAGAGGUAUGGAGAAAAUGGCAAGGUUCAGACACCGGAGAUUGAGUGGCUUGAGUAUAUCCUUGAGUAUAUCUGGGAAAAGGAUACUCUCCCUAUCCCACGCUCAGCUUCAUAUGUGGCCACAACAACAACACUCGGCCCAGCGAAGAUGGAGCGGAAGAUAAGACCCUGGAAUUUCUCACGACUUUAGGGUUUAGAAAUAACGUCGACGGCCCCUGGUGACUUCAAUGUUCAAAUGGAAUUGGGGUCGCCCUGGUCUCGGUCAGGUGAAGAAUAGCUUGCCUGCCGGGUUUGUAUUUGAAUCUGGGAGCUGCCGAAGGCAACUUAACCGCGUUAUCGGUGGUUUCGGCGUCGGAAGUUUUUGUUUUCCGAGUAUUUCGUGGUUGGAGCAUAUCGAUUGGGAAAAGAGUGCGUCUCCGGUAGGGGAGGUAGAGAAGCAGUUGGACACUGAAGGGGUUGAUGGUUAAGAGGAUAGCAAAUGAGUGGGAAAGUAGACGGUUGAAGGCAACUAGUGAGGAUGGGUCCAAGGCCCGGAAUGGGGUCAUAUCGUAGCCGCUGGCGGUACCUGGAUAUUUUAAGGAGUACAAGGGAGGCGUGUUCUUUGUUUUCCAGGCGGGUGUUAGAUAUAGCAAGAUAAAUGCACUGUUUGUUGG
Molecule: messenger RNA, 1167 nt
Organism: Neurospora tetraspora
Lineage: Eukaryota; Fungi; Ascomycota; Sordariomycetes; Sordariales; Sordariaceae
Exons: 1
Coding region: 36-704 (222 amino acids)
Source: RefSeq, a predicted model, not a curated record